GAAAUGGUCUGAGUAUAACCGAUGCUCACACACACCUCUAUUUCUUCGCCUUCGCAUCUCAUCGAUCCCCAUCAUCUUCUUCUUCUUCUUCUUCUUCUUCACAUUUUCAUUUGAGUGAUGUGUGUUCUUCACUCCUGUAAUGCGCUACUGCGUGUUCGUUAAUCACACCCCAAUACCCUAACUACCCCCUCUGUUUCUUUCUCCAUUCCAAACCACUCUGUUUCUGUGUUGUUGGGUUAUUGCAUUGGGGGUAUUCGUAUUCGUAUUUCCUGUGCUUUCACGCUAAGAUUGGGUUGCACUGUCAAAAUCAAUCUCUUAGCUAGCCCCUGAUGCAGAUGCUGAUGCACACUCUGCCUCGUUUUUGUUUGUUGGUUGCUGUUGCUGUUGCUCACUCUGUUCUUGCCUUGUACCACAAGUUUCUUCGCUUCUUCAUGGAUUUCCCUUCCACCUUCAAGUUCCUCGCCCAGGCCAGUGAACUCAGUUGCGGCCUCGUCCUCCUUGGUUACUCUCACAUCUUCAACCUCCUUGGCCUCAUUUUGAUAUUCGCCUUCUGCUUCAAGCUCCUCCGUUUAUCCGAAUUCGUAGCCCUACCCAGGUCGCGUUCUCCCCCUAAGACUCCAGCUUUGGAGCCGAACCCUUCGAAAAACUCGGUUUCGGAUGAUGGGGUGGUGGAAGAUAAGGACGAGAAUUUGGAGGACGAGAUGUUCGACGUAAUGUCGCUGAGAAAAUUGGUCAAGUUUGAGCGGCAGAGGUUCCACGCGGCCUGCGCGGAGAUUGAGAAGGAGAGGUCGGCGGCUUCCUCUGCGGCGGAGGAGGCCAUGGCGAUGAUUUUGCGGCUGCAGAGUGAGAAGAGCGCGGUGGAGAUUCAGGCCAAUCAGUUCCGGAGGAUGGUGGAGCAGAAGCAGGAGUAUGACCAGGAAGUGAUUGAAUCGUUGAAGUGGACCGUUAGGCAGCUCGAGUAUCAGAAGAGCGUGAUGGAAGAACAGGUGUUGAUUUACAGGGAGAAACUGAGGGAGUAUAUGAGGGAUGAUGAAAUAGAGCAAAUUGAAGGGGUUGAUGCCGCUAGGGACUUCUGUAAUUUCUCUGUUGAAUAUGAUCUUGAUGCUUCUUUAGAAACACUUUCACAAAGUCCUCGUAGUUGCUAAAUGGAAAUACUUUUUGUGUAACUUUUCUUCCAACUUGGUUUGGUUUCCAUGUGUAAAAUUGUAUCUAUCCACCAACACAUUUAAAUUAACACUGUUGAUGAAAAGCUACAUGAUAGGUUUUGGCAUA
Messenger RNA from Lotus japonicus, 1272 nucleotides. RefSeq names its product probable myosin-binding protein 6. The record is from RefSeq and is a predicted model, not a curated record. Bases 330 to 1145 code for a protein of 271 amino acids. The transcript has a single exon. Lineage: Eukaryota; Viridiplantae; Streptophyta; Magnoliopsida; Fabales; Fabaceae.